CUGCUGCAGCCCAGGACUGCUCCGGAGCUCAUCCAAGCUGAAGAGCGACAGAAAAAAAUCACGAGAUGGGCCAAGGGCUCAGGACUCUGUCCUGGUAGCAACAAUGGGAAGAGGGAACACCUGAGGUGCCUGGGUCGCCUGGACUACACAUCUGAAUGCCCCUCCCCACCCUCCAGUUGUCUCGGUGACCUCCCGCCCGCGGGGCAUCAAUUCCUCCUCAGGUGCGCAGGAGGGGAACGCCAUGGAGGCGCUGAGCAGCGCAGGUCUGCAGCAGAAGUGAGGUGGUCCCGCCAGGAUCGGCGGGACCCGCGGAUCAUGUACGGAGACGUGUUCAACGCCACCAGCGGCCCGGAGGUAGCGGGAAGCGGCGCGCUGGCCCCCGGAGCCACAGUUAAGGCAGAGGGUGCUCUGCCUUUGGAACUGGCUACCGCGCGUGGAGUUCGGGACGGCUCGGCCACCAAGCCUGACCUGUCCACCUACCUGCUGCUCUUCUUCCUCCUGCUGCUAUCUGUGGCUCUCGUCGUCCUCUUCAUCGGCUGCCAGCUGCGCCACUCGGCCUUUGCUGCGCUGCCCCACGACCGCUCGCUGCGCGAUGCCCGUGCGCCCUGGAAGACGCGGCCGGUUUAGAGCAGACUGAAUCAGGCCCUGGGGCGCUUGGUCUUAGUCUCGAAGAGCCUCCAGCAGGAGCAGGGCAGGGUGGGCUCCAGAGUCGCUGGCCCCUGGGACACUUCGUCUAGAACUAAAAGACCCUUUCGGACCUGGAGAAUAAGUGAUGGCGGGAGAGCCGUUGAGGUUUGUGUGGGGUGCCUGAAAGUACUCCCCAGUCGAGUGCCCCCUUCUACCCUCUACAUCGGGUCCUGCCAGGAAACCAUCCAGAAAGAGGAGUACCCAGCCAGACAGGAGCCUGGCUUGCCUGGUGAGUUCCUGGCUUUGCUCACAGAGGGGCAGCAGGCACGGCAAGGGACUAACCAAGAGCUGCCUCUCCGGACUGGGCUCCCCAGCCCUAUGGCUGUCUCCCUGCAGUGGCUACCACCCCUCUUGCUCUUUGACCCUGGGGAUCCGAUAGGGAAAUAAUGCAAGGGUUCAUUGUGUCCAGCUCGGGUUCAACUACCUAGUUUCCUUUAAGAGCAGGGGCCCAGGGAGCUAGUGGAGGCGCAAAGGGUCACAGCUGCAGGGUCCUGCACGGGAGAGUCUGCACCUCAGGCCUCCACGGAUCAUGUUUCUACAAUAAAAUCUCACCAAAUUAAACCCAGCACUGAGAACACUGAUCAUUAGUUGCACCAUUUUGGAAAGGGAGUAUGAGCGGGUCUAUCUAGAGGGCCUAGACCGGAGGUAUCUUCUACUGCCAGGGCCGGUCUGAGCAUACCACCUCCUCCCUGGUUUUCCCCAGCAUUUCACCUGCUAUGGAAAGAGGGGUUUGUUUUGUUUUGUUUUGUUUUGUGGCAGACUCCAGGGAUAACUGCCAUCUGACCUGCUGAAUCAGUUCCUUCUAACAGGACCCCAUGGAGACCCUCUCUGCGAGGCAGGUCCUUCCCUCGCACCUUUGCUCUCAGAACCUUCUUGGGCCUGAAGCUUCUGAACCAGAGACAGGGCUUGGUGAAGGUAGGUCCUAAAAGGGGGAGAGGGCACUUCCUCCCAAGCAGAGAGAAGUCAGUCCCGAGAACUCCACAGGAACGGAGGACAAGGAGAUAGGUCUGGGGACAGCCUUGGCUAUUUUCAAAGUCAGCCUAAUUCCAGGUGGAUGGUUGGUUUUUGACACAGGGUCUCACAGCACUGGCUUGGAACUCAUGGAGGUCUGCCUGCCUCUGCCUCUGCCCCUGCCCCUGCCCCUGCCUCUGCCUCUGCCCCUGCCCCUGCCCCUGCCUCUGCCCCUGCCCCUGCCCCUGCCCCUGCCCCUCGAGGGCUGGGAUUAAGGGCAUGUGCUACCGUGCUAGGCCAGGAAGUUCUUUUCAUGGUCGUGUAAAAUACUCCCAGGAGCUACUUGGCUUAAAGUUCACUUCACUUGAGCUUAGGAGACAUUUUUACUGAAGAAGAAUCUGACAUAUUAAUCCAGUUAAUUCUCAGCCAUGCUGGAGUCAUGGGAACCUGAAGCAGGAAAAGCACAUUAGCCCCUGCCUGAAUGCAUACACACAGGAAGUCGGCAACAUUCAUAAGGGCUUUUAGACAUGUUCGGAUGGCCGGACAGGAGGCUCGGGCAGCCUAGGCAGGGUUCUCCACCAUGCCUCCUACCCCUAUCCUAGGAAGCCAGGGAGGAGGCAGGCGGUGGCAGGAAAGUUUCCAGGUGUGGGGUUGCUCACAAAGCCGGCAGGCUCUAGCUAGCACAACCCACUCCACAAGCUCCCCAGAGCAUUGUAGAUUAUAGGAAACGGAGCCAAACAUCUUCAAGCCUUUGGUAAGGAUAAGCCAGCUAAUCCACAGGCAAUGUGGCUGCAGAGACUUCAUGAGCAUAGACGAGCAAACCACGAGCCCCUAGCUGGCAUACCAAAAUCACAUGCUCAAGACUGGGGACUGGGAAGGAUGGGAAUAUUGUGUAGAAGGGCAUUCUACUACACCCCAGCGGCCAGCUUUGAAGGUGAUGUGCUGAGCCAGUCCCAACUCUGUCCUGACCCUCUGGCUUUACAUGCCAACUUGUCUCUCAAAAGCCAUAUGAUCUUGUGUGAACUAUUUAACCUAUAUCCUGUGGCCUCUUCUGUGAAAUGGGUAUGGUAUCACCAAGCUCUGUCAGGCAGCAUACUAAACCAGUGUAAAGGCCUGAACAACGCUCCCACUGAAGAAUUAUCAAAUGCUAAAGAUGGUUAAAUUGAGAUACAGACGUGAGGCAGCACUGCUGAGGAGAGAAGCUGACUCCCAGACAGGAUGUGCUCACCUGACUUCUGUGGCCACAAGGAAAAACAACGGCUGGUCCCCUCAGAGAAGAACAUGACUGAGUAAUAGGUUACGAAGUUAGUCACCUGUGGGUUCCUAAACCACUAUCAGCAAUAGCCACAAUGAUGCAUAGCCAUUGGGACCCCCUCAUAGCACCAAGGUGGCCAAAGGUGCUAAGAUAGACACAAGCUGGAACACAUGUCUCUAGAACAUGGCUGUGGCUACUUUCAGUAGAUGCUUCUGGAAUACAGUCUCAGAUAACUGGGCCUACAUGGAGCUGGAAUCUAGAAAGCAGGCCGAGUGAGAGGGAGCCCCUUGUGCCAGCACUUUCUGAAUGACUCUACCUAUUUCCUGGGCUGGCUGAGCAGCAAUGGUUCUUCUUUACGUGGGACUGGGGUUCCCCAGGGACAGCAGGAUGUGGCCGAAUUCCCAUCUCCUCUGCCGAUAUGUAAGCCAGUGGACUACAAUGGGAUUACAAUUUAGUAUUGUGGGCAGAGUGAUAGGUAUGCUCUCCCCAAUCUGAUGUCAAGGUCCUGAUUCCCAGAACGGCUGCAUUUUCAGGGAACUGGAGCUUCCUGAAGACAGGGGUGAAGCCCUCACGUACCCCUCACUCCCCGUAGCUGAGAAGGCUAUGUGUGCACAUACAGAGAUGCUGGCCAUCUUUGAACCCUCUUCCCAAACUGACUUAACCAGAAUCUUCAAACCGGACUUCUA
Messenger RNA from Microtus oregoni (creeping vole), 3579 nucleotides. RefSeq names its product small integral membrane protein 32. Bases 316 to 627 code for a protein of 103 amino acids. The record is from RefSeq and is a predicted model, not a curated record. The transcript has a single exon. Lineage: Eukaryota; Metazoa; Chordata; Mammalia; Rodentia; Cricetidae.